This is a messenger RNA of Xenopus tropicalis (tropical clawed frog), 3098 nucleotides long. It is a transcript of the gene znrf1, whose product is annotated as zinc and ring finger 1, E3 ubiquitin protein ligase. Lineage: Eukaryota; Metazoa; Chordata; Amphibia; Anura; Pipidae. Gene Ontology annotation, biological process: protein ubiquitination. Gene Ontology annotation, cellular component: membrane; endosome; lysosome. The record is from RefSeq and is marked provisional. Gene Ontology annotation, molecular function: ubiquitin protein ligase activity.
UCUCUAUCCACCAAACGCGCACACAGUGCCUAAUUCUAGCGCUGUGUGCCCCAUGGGGGGGAAGCAGAGCUCAGCCUCCCGCUCUCGGGCUCCCUUCCCGGGGGUUUCCUCGGAUGACAGUGCCGUGCCCCCCUCCUCAAACUUUGGACAUUUUCGAGCCGGGGGCGCCAUGGGCCUGCGCAGCCGUUCUGUUAGCUCUGUCUCUGGCUUGGACCCCCCAGCCCCUGGCCUACCGUUUGGCUUAUACCGAGCCGGGCCUGACACCGAGAGAGGGGGCAGCUCAGGGAGCGAGGACUCACGGGGGGACCUUUACCUUGGGUCCCGGGCUUCUCUGGCGGACACGUUGCAAAUAGCACCGAGGUGGAUAGGGGCACACAGCGGUUUUCGUUGCCCAAUUUGUUCCAAGUCUGUGGCCCCUGAUGAGAUGGAGAUGCACUUUAUCAUGUGUCUGAGCAAACCUCGACUGUCCUAUAAUGAUGAUGUGCUCACUAGGGAUGCGGGUGAGUGUGUAAUCUGCCUGGAAGAACUUUCACAAGGGGAUACAAUAGCCAGACUGCCCUGUCUGUGCAUCUACCACAAAAGCUGUAUAGAUUCCUGGUUUGAGGUGAACAGAUGUUGUCCUGAACAUCCUUCCGAUUGACCUGCAACAAUCCAGGCUAAAAUUCCCUUAAGAGCACGGAGUGUCAGCCGCUUUAGGAUCACAGAGACUGGAUUCUGCGUCCUGCCAGGGUUGUUUGAACUGCUUUUCACACAUGUCCCCUUUUUCCCUGCACUCCUUCUGUUUCCCUAAAAUGGAGAAAUGGGAAACCGCAACACUGAAAUAUAUCCCAUAAUUCUCUUAUAAAGGUGUUGGGGGAAAACAGAUUGGGGAGGGGGGAGAACCGUAAUGCUGUAGCCAGAAAUGGUAUGUUUUUAAGCAGCCCCAUCAACAUUGUUUGACGGCGGUGACAUGAGUUCAUAGGUGAAAUGGAUCUCUGCAGCUGUCAAGGGAUUUGAACGCAGAGGGUAAAAAGGGAAAUGUUUAACCUCUCUGUGUCCCUGGACAUAGGAUUUGUUGCAGUCUGAUGCCAUGAUAAAUGUGUGUAAUUUUUUUUUUUGUUCAUGGCACUUUGCACUGAACGUUUCUAUUUGUUUAUGACUGGGAGGAGACUGUGCAUAUGAGGGCCCUGUAGAGCAGGGCUUCUCAUACGGUAGGCUGCAAGUUAAUUGUGGGGUUACAAUUGAAGGAUGGCCAACAAUCCCUGUUUUAUGAGGUUUGGCUCUCUAAAAAAAAAAUUUGAAAUAUUCUUAUUGAACUGGCUUAUACCACAGAAGAAGCUGGACAACACUGCAUGCUCAAUGAUAGCAAGGUGAUGUGUCUCCUCCAGGGUUAUUUCCAGUGCUUCCCAAACAGGCGCCUGUUCAUGCUGAGGUGCUACCCUUAUAGUUAUUACAUUUAAUGAAUUAAGAUUUUGCACAUUUAAAUGACUGGGUAAACUGUGGACAAUGCAGAUUUGUGUGUGGUGUUUGGAAAGGUGGUGAAAUAGAAGAAGAAAAGGUAACCCCCACCAUCUCACUCAAGAAUUUAUUCUGUGACCAAGGUAACCCAUCCAGACCUUUCUUGCAGUUCCCAAUUAACAGAAGAGGGGAAACCAAAUGCGUUCUUUCCAGUACUGUCUUGCUAAGAGCAAGGGUAUUAAUGGUGAGCUCUGCUUGUUGAGCUGUUUAACUUUCUUUUCAUAUGACUGUUAGUAACAAUGCCAUGUUUUGUUAUUUUUUUUCUGCUAACUAUACAGCGUUGUCAGGGUGCAUUCCUAACAUAACUGGUUGCCAAUAACUAGCUCAUGCACGCUGUAGUGUAUCAGGAUGGCAGGCCCGUUUUAUUUCCAGCUUAUGUGAGUAAAGGAAAACCUUUAUUCUUAUGAAUGAGAACCAGUGGGAAAAAAUUGAGAGCAUUUCUCUACAUAUUUACGUGUUAAGGAUAAUCUCUUAUAGCCCCUAGAUGUGAAGGAAGACUUAAAGAUCGCUCCAAGGUCUGUCCUGCUUUCUCGUUUUCAGUCUGUAUUUACUUCCCCCAUAUGCUGGAGGAAAUAAAUCUCUUGAUGUGGUCACAUGCUGACAUACAAUACACAGCAGCUUGAUGGCAGUUGUGCAUGUUAUAUUUAGGUCGAUCCUUUGCCAGCAAGACCAUUGGUUGUUUAGGAAUAACCUUAAACUUGGCAAGUCUGAUAGUUACAGCAAGCAAAGAUGAGAGCAAUAUAUUGUAGGCUUGAAGGGUUCUUAUGGGCAUGGGAAUGGCAUUUAUUUUGUGAAUCAGCACUUUUAAUCAGAACCAUUUAUUUAGUAAUUUAUUACCCUAAAUUGUGCCAAAUAUUUCAAAUGAGUUGAGUGAGACAAAAGUGUAAUAUUCAACUUUCCCGAAAUGCACUUCACUGCAAUCUGCAUCAUUGCUUUCAGGCCUAAACUUUUAUAUGGGCAUUACCCCCUACAGUGCCAGGAAGUGGGGUUACCUUAUUGUGCUUUUUCUACAAUGUUUCCUCAGAAUCAUCAAUUAUACUCAUUUCAAAAUUGGUGACCCCGAGAUAAUGCAGGUUGGAAUUUAGUUGUGCUUCCUGCAACAAGAUCCUGUGGUACCUUGACCUUAACAUUUAAGGAUGUUCUCCAUUUUAAAUCUUGUUUUGUACGCUGUAACUUCAUUAAUAUAUUUUAUAAACAUUAGGCCUUGCUGCUCAAGAGGCUAUGGAGUGUUGCAUCUGUGCAGCUCCACCUAGUGGUGACUUCAAGUAGCGCCAGUGAUUUCUCCAGGAACUGUUCAGUAAUUAAUAGUUAGCAUUUCUUUGCACCCUUAAAUCUCUCUGAAGCUAGAGGGUAUCCUGCACUGCAUUUUCAGUCCUAAUUGCACCAUUUGGUAGAAAAGCCCCAGUAUUUGAUCUGGAUAGCUUGUGCAAUGGGGAGUCAGGUUGGCCAAAUGUUACUUUUCUUUUUUUAUUUCCUAUUUUAUAAGUGGGGAGGGGAGUAAGAUGAAAACUGUGUUGUAUAUCUGUUGUUAUAAAAUAAAGGAAUGAAUCUUUAGAGAUUCUGGACUGUGAAAAAAACGAUUAAAGCUGAAAUGCAAUGUA